Sitodiplosis mosellana (orange wheat blossom midge) is the source of this 844-nucleotide messenger RNA. Its product is annotated as ATP-binding cassette sub-family C member 4-like. The transcript has 3 exons. The record is from RefSeq and is a predicted model, not a curated record. Gene Ontology annotation, biological process: transmembrane transport. Lineage: Eukaryota; Metazoa; Arthropoda; Insecta; Diptera; Cecidomyiidae. Gene Ontology annotation, cellular component: membrane. The annotation marks the transcript as partial. Gene Ontology annotation, molecular function: ATP binding; ABC-type transporter activity.
UUUUCCUUAAAAAUAGAUCAAGUGAAAUUCUGUGACUUGAUCACACGUGUAUUAUUCGCAAAAAAGCUAGUCAAUAGAAGAACUAGAUAGAGAAAAAAAAUGAAUCGUAGCAAAGAACACAAGUCACGGGCUCCGAACCCAAUAUCAAAAGCAUCGUUUUUGUCAAAAUUAACAUUUUGGUGGCUGAAACCGAUGUUUGCGAUCGGUAUGAAUCGUCCAAUCGUUGAAGAUGACAUCUACGCCGUCACAAACAGCAUGCGAAGCGAUCAAAACACGGAACAAUUCGCAAAACUAUGGGAAUCGGAAGUGAUGAAAAAGAAUCCAAGCAUUUUGCGUGUAAUGUUCAAAAUACAUGGAUGCAAAAUAUUUACAUUUGGCCUGUUAUACACAAUUCGAGAAACAUUAGCGAAAUUAAUUCAGCCAAUAUGUCUGGGCGGUUUGGUUAGCUAUUUUGCUCAAAAGGAUUCGUUGGGCAUUACAUUGGAUGAUGCAUAUUGGUAUGCAUCGGGAAUCGUAUUAUCAACCGCUUUCAUAACUCUUACAUAUCAUCCGUACAUGCUAUACAUGUUUAAAACGGCGUCCAAAGUGCGAGUAGCGUGCAGUGGAUUGAUUUACCAGAAAUCCUUGCGCCUGUUGAAGUCAUCAGCCGAAGAAGGUCAAAAUGGAAAAAUUAUCAAUUUACUGUCGAACGAUGUGGCACAGUUAGACAGAGCCUUGGCGUAUUUACCUGAUGUUUUGAAAGGUCCUCUACAGGCAUUGGUGUUCUUUGUUGUUAUUUAUAUGGAAAUUGGUGUUGCUGCCAUUGCUGGUAUGGCGUUUUUGAUCAGUUUCAUCCCACUGCAAA